Molecule: messenger RNA, 4616 nt
Organism: Corythoichthys intestinalis (scribbled pipefish)
Lineage: Eukaryota; Metazoa; Chordata; Actinopteri; Syngnathiformes; Syngnathidae
Product: protein kinase C epsilon type-like
Exons: 15
Coding region: 238-2475 (745 amino acids)
Biological process (GO): protein phosphorylation
Cellular component (GO): cytoplasm; nucleus
Molecular function (GO): ATP binding; diacylglycerol-dependent serine/threonine kinase activity
Source: RefSeq, a predicted model, not a curated record
CUAUCGUAUAUCGCCGUUAUUAGCAGUUAAGCAUUAUUCGCUGCACGCAGCCCUCACCGCACAGCUGACGUGAGGUGAGCUCAUCUGCGGCUGUCGGCGACCUACCGCGCGGAUCCCCGCCCCUCUCCCCGCCUCCGCUGCGGGUGUCAGACAGCCAGAGGUUCCCCCAAGUCUGACUCCGGAGUCUGACUUCUUCUCAAGCAUGAGGAUUUGAGCCGGCCGGCUUCGCGACUGGCCAUGGUGGUGUUCAACGGCCAGCUGCGCAUCCGGAUCUGCGAGGCGCUGGACCUGAAGCCCACGGCGUGGUCGCUGCGUCACGCCGGCGGAGCCGCCGCCAAGAGCUCCAAGGGCUUCCUGCUGGACACGUACGCGGCGCUGAACGUAGACGAAUCGCGGGUGGGCCAGACGUGCACGCGGCCGCGCACCAACAGCCCGGCGUGGAACGACGACUUCACGGCAGAGGUGCGCGACGGAAGAGCCAUCGAGCUGGCCGUCUUCCACGACGCGCCCAUCGGUUACGAUGACUUCGUGGCCAACUGCGUCAUCCGCUUCGAGGAUCUCCUGCACGGCGGCCGCAAGCACUUUGAGGAGUGGGUAGAUCUGGAACCUGAAGGGAAAGUUUACGUCAUUAUUGAUCUUUCCGAAACAUCAAGAGAAGCGACGACGGUGAGCAGUGACAAUGAGGAGCGCGUCUUCCGCCAGCGGAUGCGCCCCAGGAAGCGUCAGGGUGCCCUUCGUCGACGGGUCCAUCAAGUCAACGGUCACAAGUUUAUGGCCACCUACCUGAGGCAGCCCACCUACUGCUCGCACUGCAGGGACUUCAUAUGGGGUGUGUUGGGAAAGCAGGGCUACCAGUGUCAAGUCUGCACGUGUGUGGUCCACAAGCGCUGCCAUGAGCUCAUCAUCACCAAGUGUGCGGCCAUGAAGAAGCAAGAGGACAAAGUGGAGGAGACGGUGGCCUCACAAAGGUUCAGCGUCAACCUACCACACAAGUUCCGAAUCCACAACUUCAAAGUUCUCACCUUCUGCGACCACUGCGGUUCGCUGCUGUGGGGGCUGCUCAGGCAAGGCCUGCAGUGCAAAGUGUGUAAGGUGAACGUCCACAGGCGCUGUGAGAGCAACGUGGCACCCAACUGCGGCGUGGACGCGCGCGGCAUCGCUAAAGUUCUCUCCGAUCUUGGGGUCACGCCGGACAAGAUCUCCAACAGCGCGCAGAGGCGGAAAAAGUCUGUGCAUCCGCAGCUUCCUCAGGUCGACGACCCCGAUCGGCUUCCCGAUUUACCUCAGACCGAAGAAGACCGCUCCAGGUCGGCCCCUACGUCUCCGUGUGACCCAGAUGCGAAGGAACUGGAGUACAUCCGGAAAGCAUUGUCCUUCGACCACCGCGGCCAGGAGUCGUCGUCGCUCUCCUCGGAAAUGCGGGAAAACGGCGAGGUCAAAGGUCACACUGCUGCCGAGCGUCAAAAAAUUGACCUGAAAGAUUUUGUUUUCAUCAAAGUUUUGGGGAAAGGAAGUUUUGGAAAGGUGAUGCUGGCGGAGCGCAAGGGCAGCGAUGAUGUUUACGCCGUCAAAGUUCUGAAGAAGGACGUCAUCCUGCAGGACGACGACGUGGACUGUACGCUGACCGAAAAGCGUGUUCUGGCGCUGGCGCGAAAACAUCCCUACUUGACACAGCUGCACUGCUGCUUCCAGACCAAAGACCGCCUCUUUUUUGUGAUGGAGUAUGUGAAUGGAGGCGACCUCAUGUUCCAGAUCCAGCGGUCCAGGAAGUUCGACGAGGCCCGCUCGCGAUUCUACGCCGCUGAAGUCACAUCAGCGCUCAUGUUUCUGCACCAGCACGGCGUCAUAUAUAGGGACUUGAAGCUGGACAACAUCCUACUAGACGCAGACGGACACUGUAAACUAGCUGACUUCGGAAUGUGCAAAGAGGGAAUUCUCAACGGGGGAAGCACCAACACCUUCUGUGGGACGCCGGACUACAUCGCACCAGAGAUCCUUCAGGAACUGGACUACGGCCCGUCGGUUGACUGGUGGGCCCUCGGGGUCCUGAUGUACGAGAUGAUGGCGGGUCAGCCUCCGUUCGAGGCCGACAACGAGGACGACUUGUUCGAGUCCAUCCUGCACGACGACGUCCUUUACCCGGUCUGGCUCAGCAAAGAGGCGGUGCAAAUACUCAAAGAGUUCAUGACCAAAAGUCCUAGCAAGCGUCUGGGUUGCGUGGCGGCCAACGGCCUGGAGGACGCCAUCAAGCUCCACCCUUUUUUCCGAGAAAUCGACUGGACGCUGCUGGAGGGACGGCAGAUCCAACCGCCGUUCAAGCCCCGAAUCAAAACCAAACGGGACGUGAACAACUUUGACCAGGACUUCACACGAGAAGAACCGGUCCUGACGCCGGUGGACGACAGCGUGGUCAAUCAGAUCAACCAGGACGAGUUCAAAGGUUUCUCCUACUUGGAAGAUGACGUGGUGGCGUAGACACUUUCCUGAUCCUUCAACAAAAAUUCACAUCCGUCGCCUUCAUUGGCACGGAGAUAUGAUUGUUUGCUUCCAGAAAUAAUAACACAUUUUGGCUGCUUUCCCCUUGACUUUGCGGCUUGAUCCAAUUGUUUCAUGUGAAGAGCCUAAAUUUGGAAUGAUAUCCUCACAUGCGGGCAAGGAGAGUCACUGAUGCACUUCUUGUGGAAUUUUGACGAAUUUUUUUCAGGUUGAAUUCAGUUUGACUAAAGCUAAAUUGAAAAAAAAAAUCGGUAAAACUUUAGUUGAUUGUGAUGUCAUAAGACAGUCAUAAUUAUGACAUGACAGAUGUCGUUACGUGUCAUUCGGCAAAUGAUCUCACUAACUCCAUUUAUGUCCAGUGCCCAUCUUUUGCAUCCAUUCAAAAGACACUUGAUGACUUCUGUCAUAAGUAUUCAUUAAUGCUCAUGACAGUUUCAUGUCAUAAUCAUACCGGUCUUAUGACGCCACUGUCAAAAGUGUUACCAAAAAAUCAAAACAGAAAUUCCCUUAAAUAAUCAUGCGAAUCCAGCUAAUUACAUUCCAGGCAUUCAAAAAAAUGGAGAAUUAUGUUAAUUUUACAUGGAGAAACCUGCAGAUGAGUGUUGCACUGAUGCCCUUUUUGGUUUCUAAUACCAAUUCCGACACCCAGCGGAUGCCAAAAGUGUACCGAAACCACGUUUUUUUUCUUUUAAUAAUGAUAAUUAUACUUCAUACAAACUUGGUAAAGGCAUUGCUACCAUGGGUUAGUCAGACAUUGCUCAACUCACUGUCUACAACUGACGGCACUUGACGUCCAAUUUAUUUGAAGUGGGAAGGUAUGGCAGCAAACGUUCAUUCGCUGCCACCCUCCCACUUCAAACGGAUUGGACGUAUAUUAUUGAUAAACCCAUUUCAACUCAUGGCAGCUCCAUGAAAAGACCUUUCAUCACUCCAACCAAAAUGACCUCAGGGUGGCCAUGUUGGUAGGGACAACAUUCCAAUCAUAGUCAAUGUAUUGGCAUUUAAAUUUAGCCUAGUUUAUUUCGCAACCAAUUUUUUAAAGAUUAUAUGUCAAAGCAGUAGCUACCUUUAAUGGCGCUAGUGAACGUUCAUUCGCUGCAACCCUCCCACUUCAAAUAGAUUGGAUGUCUACUAGUGAUAAACACAUCAAAAUUCACAGCAGAAGGAUGGUUAGAUGCCACACGAUUGAACUUAUAUUAUCAUCAUAUUGGGAAGGGCGACGAGUGCUCCUUUCCUACGGCGGCAUGGUGGCCAUCUUGGGAAGGGGAUGGAAACUAGAUCUCAAAAAUUACAUAUUUCACAGCAUCAGGAGCUUAUUUUUUAAGUACUCCCCGAUACUGACAUUUGGGUGCCGCACCAGUGCAACACAACUAUAAAUUAAGCGCAACAGUACGAUUUUUUUAUGGCAAACAUAUACAGGGUAAAAGAUUUAUGAAGGAAUUUUGUUUUAAUAUAUGAGGAAACUGAAUUGAUGUUUAAUAUUUACAAUAAGCCUCAUUAAGAUAUAGUAUGUAGGCUGGUCCAUACUCUGUGUUUUGAGCAACAACAACAAAAAAAAACACCCAAAAAAGUAGUUAAAAUGACCACUUAUGCUUAAAUCAGUGAAAUUGACUUACAAAGCAUGAUAGAAAUUGUUUUUCAUAACCAACAUAACAAGUGCUUCGUUUUACAUGCUGGAAAGUUAGCUGAACUUAUCAAUUCCAUGUGAUCUUUUAUUCUUUCACCAGAAAUCGCAGUAAGAAAUUCAGCAAUGAUUUAUUGAACUUCGUUUUUGAUAUAUAUGAAUAUUGUGAGCUGGCAGCGAGUGAACUUGUUUCAGUGCCAUUGACGGCGACAGACGUCCAAUCCAUUUGAACCGGGAGGGCCAGUUCGUUCAAAAGGUUUAGAGUGCGUUUUCGAGGCCAUCCCAAAACCACAUGCACGACAUUUCUUCCACCAUUUGCCUUUACUUGCUCAAAUGCUAACAUGUUACAAUACUAAGAAGUCAGUGCAUUAAUGUUUAAAAAAUCAGCCCCCAAAGCAACUUCAAUGUCGAAAAAUGAAAUUUCAGAGGCUCAUUCAUGAAGAACCAUAAAAAAAAAAAAAAAAUUCAAUAAAUCAUGCUGGAAGAAAUGCAGAAA